This is a messenger RNA of Lates calcarifer (barramundi perch), 5745 nucleotides long. RefSeq names its product glucuronic acid epimerase b (gene glceb). Gene Ontology annotation, cellular component: Golgi apparatus. The record is from RefSeq and is a predicted model, not a curated record. Gene Ontology annotation, molecular function: heparosan-N-sulfate-glucuronate 5-epimerase activity. NCBI's taxonomy places the organism in Eukaryota, Metazoa, Chordata, Actinopteri, Centropomidae. The transcript has 6 exons. Gene Ontology annotation, biological process: heparan sulfate proteoglycan biosynthetic process. The coding region runs from base 418 to 2211 and encodes 597 amino acids.
CAGCCUCCCCUACGAAGCUCCAGCCGCCAAAUUUGAUUGGUUCGUAGAUCUCGGAGCUCUUGUCCUAUCUCGCGAUACUGAAGAUCCUUCCCAGUGAGAAGCGGAUCCCGAGCUGCAUUCAGUCGCUGUUGUGGCUGGGAGGCAGCACGGUCAGCCAGUCUGUUUGGUAGAACCGAGAUUCAGCCUGAGGUAAAGCAGGAGUCUUUUUAAACUAACCGACCAACCGAAGACAGUUACUACCGGCGUCCCCGAACAAACUCCUUCUCUACACGACACCUUUAUUCUCCAGGUGCUGAGGAAACUUCAAGCAGAAAAUACCAGAAGAACCAGCUGUGUCAAGACUUGGUGGUGAACAUCAAGAGGAUGUCCAGCCAGUUGGCCGUUUCCUUGUGAAUGGAUUAGAGGUGAGUUGUGACCAUGCGCUGCCUGGCUGCUCGGGUGAACUACAAGACCCUCAUCGUCAUCUGUGCCCUCUUCACGCUCAUCACUGUGUUGCUGUGGAACCGAUGCUCCAGCGACACCUCCCUACGCUUCCUGCCCCGCGCCGCCUUAGUGGCUCCGAGUCCCAAGGUGGGGGAUGCUAGCAUCAGCAGCCAACAACAACAACAACCUCCACAACCUCCAGAGCCCCCGCCCGUUGUUGGGCUUGUUGGCGGAAUCAAGUACGAGGAAAUCGACUGCCUGAUCAAUGAUGAAUCGACAAUUAAAGGGCGGCGAGAGGGUGCAGAGAUCUACCUACCCUUCUCUUGGAUGGAAAAAUACUUUGAGGUGUAUGGCAAAGUGGUGCAGUAUGAUGGCUACGAUCGUUUCGAGUUCCAGCACAGCUAUUCAAAGGUUUACACGCAGCGUGAGCCCUACCACCCUGACGGAGUCUUCAUGUCAUUUGAGGGAUACAAUGUGGAGGUCCGAGAUCGUGUCAAGUGUAUAAGUGGAGUGGAAGGCGUGCCUCUGUCCACCCAGUGGGGCCCUCAGGGCUACUUCUAUGCCAUCCAGAUUGCCCAAUACGGUUUGAGCCAUUACAGCAAAAACCUGACUGAGCGCCCUCCCCACAUGGAGGUCUACGAUACAGCCGAGGAGAGAGACAGUCGGGCCAGCACAGCGCCCUGGAGUGUGUCAAAAGGUGCCAGCCUUAGCCGUGUCCACGACAAGAUCCGGGCUACCUCCGUGCGUCAGUUCAGUGCUCCAGAGUCCUCAGAAGGUGUUUCCCUCCAGCUGGGUAACUCCAAAGACUUCAUCCUCAGCUUGGACAUCAAGUUCAUCUCCAAUGGCAGCGUGUCCGUGAUCCUUGAAACCACGGAGAAGGGCCCACCCUUUACCAUUCGAUAUGUGACCAACACGCAGCUCAUUGCCUUCAAAGAUCAUGAAAUCACGUAUGGGAUCGGGCCGCGGACCACCUGGAGCACUCUGACCCGAGACUUGCUCACUGACCUCAGGAAGGGCGUCGGGCUGUCCAACACCAAGGCUGUGAAGGCCACAAAGAUCAUGCCCAGACGGGUGGUGCGGUUGGUCCUACAUGGGCGUGGCUUUGUCGACAACGUCACUAUCUCCACCACUGCCCACAUGGCCGCCUUCUUUGCUGCCAGCGACUGGCUGGUGCGCAACCAGGACGAAAGAGGUGGGUGGCCCAUCAUGGUCACUCGAAAACUGGGUGAAGGCUUCCGGCCCCUGGAGCCCGGCUGGUACUCGGCCAUGGCUCAGGGCCAGGCCAUGUCCACCCUGGUGAGAGCCUACCUCCUCACCAAGGACCAGGUUUACCUCAAUGCUGCCCUCAAGGCAGUAGGACCCUACAAGGUGCCUUCAGCGCAGCACGGGGUCAAAGCUGUGUUCAUGAACAAAUAUGACUGGUAUGAGGAAUACCCCACCACACCCAGCUCCUUUGUCCUCAACGGCUUCAUCUACUCCCUGUUAGGACUCUAUGACUUGACUGAGACAGCCGGAGAGAAACUUGGCAGGGAGGCAGGGCAGCUGUUCAGCCGUGGCAUGGAGUCACUGAAGGCCAUGCUGCCGCUCUUUGACACAGGGUCAGGGAGCAUCUAUGACCUGCGUCACUUCAUGCUGGGCAUUGCGCCCAACCUGGCGCGCUGGGACUACCACACCACGCACAUUAACCAGCUACAGCUGCUGGCAUCCAUAGACAAUGCUCCCAUCUUCAAAGAUGUGGUUAAGCGCUGGAAAAACUACUUAAAAGGGAUUCGUGCCAAGCACAACUAGGCAGACUGUAACCGACAGAUAGUAAACAGCCGAGAUGAUGACUUAGAGGAGGGAGAAUAUGCUUCUGUGUGUGAGGAUUGAAUGGAUAAUUGAAUGUGAGGUAGGUGCUCACAUUGUAUGUCUGUAUGCGUCCCAGUUUUGGUCGAGUUUCAUAAUCUAAAAGACAAGUUUAGUCAGCUGCAGCUCUCAACUCUAAAACUUUCUCGUGUGUGCUCUGUUGCAGGUUUUAUAUCUUCUGCAACACUGACAGUAGCUCUCCUCUCCUGUUUUUUUUUUCCUUGAGCUAGUGUUUGUAAUUAUGCACAGACCUAGUUUCAGAGUGUGAGUGUUUGAGUUCAAGAAGACGGUGUGUGUGUGUGUGUGUGUGUGUGUGUGUGUGUGUGUGUGUGUGUGUGUGUGUGUGUGUGUGUGUGUUGUUUAAAAUAACAAUAUAUAAUGUUAGAGAAAGAUGAAACUCCUUGUUCAAACUGAAUCACAUUUCCAACAUUCUUUAAUGCAUCCGCCGCAAGUCUCUUCUCAGACUGUAUUUUUUUAUCAUCUCAUCCCAGAUUUGCAAAGUUUAUUGAAACAAAUAAACUGUAAAUAACAGAAUAUAUUAUAAAUUAUUUGGAGGAGAAUGUUGCCAAAAAAAUCUAAUCAAUAUAAAAUACUUUUGGAUUUUAUUUCUCCACUGCAACAUUGUUUUAUCCUACAACCCUAAAAAAAAUACAAAUUUUAAAUUGGGAAGUUUGUUUUUCAAUUUAAGGUGUUAGGUGAGAUACAUUUAUUUGGAUGUCAUCCCUUCACAGAAAAGAUGAAGAGUCAAAUGUGUUCUGCUUCCAAACCAGUAGCUUCCAGGUCUUUUCUCUAAAAUACAGAUAAAUAACAACAUUUUUUUUAUUGUUGGUGGGGGUGGGGGUUAUGUUGUUUUGUGCUUAGUGAGCUAGUCAUGGAUCAGCCCUGAGGAAUAAAUACCUCAAACCAUCAUAUUUGAUUUAGAAGAGUAAAACCAGCUCUGCUACCAGCUGCUCUUUUUGGUUCCUUACACAUAAUUCCACUGUGUUUGGCUGAGCUUUUGUGUAGGGGUUUUUGGUCAGAGUGGUAUGGCUGCAUCUUAGCUCAUAUGACUUGCACCGGUCGUGUUUCAGUAGAUACAUAGAAGACUUGUGGUAGCACGUCACCACAACCUGAGUGUUCUGUUACAUUCCCCAAGAUAAUGACAUCAAGCCUGCGAUAAUCUUAAAAAAAAGAAUUGUAAUUAAUAAUUUAUCCUAUUUAGUUGUCAGUGCUGAAGCCACUGUAAAGCUUGUAUCUAUAUGUGAUGGUUUAAGGUGACACACUGUUUUAGUUGUAACCAAAAGCCCACUAAAGAAAAGAAAUGUUCACAGGACAUACUGUGGUAGUGACUAAACUCACACUUCAGCUUUAGAUGAAUCCCUUUGACAUGUCAUUGUUAAAGAUUAAAAUAUGUAUAUCUCUUUAUUUUUCUUGGUUUGAACAUCAGCAUUAUUAGUUGUAGCUACAUUUUCAUUCACUCUAGAUAGUUGUUGUUUGCUCGGAAACUCAUCUGACAAGCUCUUCUUCUGUAACACUACAAACUUACACAUGAUAAUUGCAGGAUACAAGUGUAGGUGGUGGUGAUGUCUGUGUUGUGUAUUGGAGGAGACAGAAAUGUGAGCAGCAGAGGCACAUCUGCAUCUCACUGCCAUGUCAAUUUAUAACAUUUAAAUAGACAAAGCCAGGAGUACUAAAGCUGGAGGUAAAUUCUUGACAAACAUAGAGAGGCUGUCAGUCCCAGCAGGCUCUCAUUUCUGCACCUCAGCUGUUGUGGGCGCAUGAACUCAGCGUUUUUAAUCUGAGCGCUGCCCUGUUGACCGCUGUACGAGGAGAAAUAGGCUCACCAAGACACUAACAAUUCACCCGGCUAAUAGGCUGGAGAGCCUGCACACAGUGCGGUCGCUAGUCGGGGAUGAGUCAGCACUCACUGGCAUCGCACUCACACAACAAAACAAAGUGGAGCCCUCAGCAUCAAUGAGGCUUUCAUCGAUCUACUGUAAAGAUUAUUAAUGAGAAGCAGGUGAAUCAGGUCGCUUCAUCUUUCUGAAAGCAGUGAUGGUGGAUUUUCUUUGGUCAUUUUCAUAAAACUGCAGUGAACUUUGAGAUGAACACAUUUUCCCAGACAGUCUGAUUUCAGUUUGUCACAGUGUGAGCUAUUAACACUAAAUCAAAGAAGCUUGUGAUUCAUUUCUAUGUAACAUUUGUUUAACAAAGGGUUACAUCUUCCUGACCUUACAGCUUCAUCUCUAACUCAACUUGCUUUCAGAGCUAAGAGAAGAUUUAUGACAGAGUAUAUGGGCCGUUGUUAAGAAAAAACAGUCUGAAAUUUAGAGGAUAAAGUCAUUAUAUUGUGAGGGAAAAGAGGAAUAAUUUCAAAAAGAAAACAAGAAGUAUAUUGUGGGUGGAGGACACAUAUAUUGAGGUUUUGGUUUUAAAGUUAAAAUAUAAAACAUUUUCCCAGAGAAGAGGUGUGAGUGCACUUUUUGAUAAUCUGUACUUUUUCUGAAUGCUUACUGAUCCUUGUUUUGUUCAUUUCCUGGUGGCAUUUUCUUCCCAUGAAUACUUGCAUAAUUCAUACUUUGCCAUUUUGACAGGACAGGUAGAUAAAUGUAGUUCAAAGGGAACAUUCAGGAAUUGAAGUUUUUGUGUGUGAAUAACUGGCUCCAUUUUGUUUAUACCAAAGUCAUUGAUUUAAGUACAUUUUGAAUUUGUAUAUUUUUGUGCAAACCGAUUUCCAUUCAGCAUUUAAUGAUGAGUCUCCUUGGAGAUGUCACGGAGAGACACUGCCUUUUGAGAAAUGCUAGUUUUUCAAAUGUAGAGAUGAAUAGAUUAUAGCAAAAACAAGAUAUGUAAAACUUGCUUAUCGUAAAAAGGGGAUGUGUGCAACUAGAGAUUAGCAUUUAGUCAGCUACUGUUUUAAAGGGAAAUGAGCCAAUAGCUGCAAAUUCUCCUUGAAAGUUUUUGCUUCUUUUGUUUUGGUGUGGGGUUUUUUAAGUGUGCGUUUUUUCAUCAUUUGUUGGAAUCAUUUGCAUCAGAUUUCUUUUUUGUUUGUUUGUUUGUUUUAGAUAGACAAAAGCACAACUGCCGUUUAUUCUCACAUUAUUUUGGUUGUAUUUCUUUUUGAUUACCUGUUUUUUUUCUUUUCAGGACAAUGUGCAACGCCUUCAUUAAGAAAGCUGCUAUUAUUGUUCACUGUGUAAUACGUAUGACAACUUCAUUUUCCUCAUUCAAGUGUUUUUUUUUCUUUCCACUAUCCAUUAAAAGACUCCAACAUAUGACCACUGAGGUCAAAUGUGAUUUAUGCAAUAAAAUGUUUACUGGGGUCGUGACACCUGCAGGAGACCCAGAGUGGUUGUAUAGACUUUGCAAUCCAAGCACAAUGUGCAAAUGCUACCAUUUUUUAGUCCAAGGAAGAGAGGUGUUUAUAUACAGAGUAAAUCUUUGUGCUUUAAAAAUUUGCUUUUUAAAGGUGUUAAAAAUAAAAGCAUUUUUCUUAAA